AUGGGUAAAAGGAAGGCCGCCAAGAAGCCGCAAGGCAAAAAGAAGAACGAACCUCUGUCGACUGUGUUCCCAUGUUUGUUCUGCAAUCACGAAAACUCGGUGCAGGUUAAAUUGGACAAGAAGGCUGGUGUGGGGGAGCUGAACUGUAAAGUUUGCAACCAGCAGUUUCAAUGUUCCGUGAACUAUCUCUCAGCGGCUGUUGAUGUGUAUUCCGAAUGGGUUGACGCUUGCGACGCGGUGGCUCAAGGCACAGGGAGUGGUGAGGGAGGCGAGCAUGCGCCAGCUCGCGCACCUGUACAGCCAGGAGGCGCGAAGCAGAGGAACGACGAUGAGGAUGACAACGACGAUGAUAUUAUAGAUGAUGAAGACGAUCACAUCGGCUAUGGUGGGGAGGGAGUGGCCGCAGACGACGAAUACUAA
Glarea lozoyensis ATCC 20868 is the source of this 420-nucleotide messenger RNA. Its product is annotated as Zinc beta-ribbon. The coding region runs from base 1 to 420 and encodes 139 amino acids. Gene Ontology annotation, cellular component: transcription elongation factor complex. Gene Ontology annotation, molecular function: RNA polymerase II complex binding. Gene Ontology annotation, biological process: transcription elongation by RNA polymerase II. The transcript has 4 exons. NCBI's taxonomy places the organism in Eukaryota, Fungi, Ascomycota, Leotiomycetes, Helotiales, Helotiaceae. The record is from RefSeq and is a predicted model, not a curated record.